Messenger RNA from Dendrobium catenatum, 966 nucleotides. RefSeq lists its product as uncharacterized. The record is from RefSeq and is a predicted model, not a curated record. Lineage: Eukaryota; Viridiplantae; Streptophyta; Magnoliopsida; Asparagales; Orchidaceae. The coding region runs from base 1 to 966 and encodes 321 amino acids. The transcript has a single exon.
AUGUACAUCCUGAUCUACGUCGACGAUAUCCUGCUUACAGGUAAUUCUACCACUGAAAUAAACCGAUUAUUAGCUAAUCUCCAUGACAGGUUUCACAUGCGGAACCUGGGGCCUCUGUCCCAAUUCUUGGGAAUCCAAGCAAUAAAGAACAAGGACGGUCUCAUUCUUCAUCAGCAACACUACGCCCAGAACAUUAUCCACCGCGCAGGAAUGACCUCAUCAAAGCCCGUCUCCAACCCGAUCUCGAGCAAAAUUGCGCUCAAGGACAAAUCUUACGAUCCUUUUCCCGAUCCUCAUCUCUACCGCCAUCUGAUAGGGUCACUUCAGUAUCUCACGCUGACCCGGCCAGACAUUCAAUUUGCCGUGCAUCAACUAUGCCAACACAUGCACAACCCGCUUAACAUUCAUCACGAGGCUCUUAAACGGCUAAUUCGGUAUAUUCAAGGGACGGCAAACACAGGUAUUCCUCUACACAAAGAUAAACUUUUAUUACGCGGUUAUGUUGAUGCAGAUUGGGCUAGCAACAAUCAAGAUCGAAAAUCUAUAUAUGGAUACUGUAAUUUCUUGGGUACGUCUCUCAUCUCAUGGCAAGUCAAGAAACAGAAUACGGUAGCUCGAUCCUCCACCGAAGCCGAGUAUAGAGCAUUGGCCACCGAAGCAGCUGAGAUAAUAUGGCUCAGAAGUCUCCUCGAAGACCUUCACGUACCUCAGCUUGCACCAACCACAGUCUACUGCGACAACACAUCCGCCAUCGCCUUAGCAAACAAUCCGGUCUUCCACGCGCGUACAAAGCACAUCGAGGUCGACUGUCACUUCAUCAGGGACUGCAUUCGCAGCAACCAUAUUGCCGUUCACCAUAUAUGCACUACAGAUCAACUUGCGGAUGUAUUUACAAAACCCCUUACUACCACACGGUUCAAAGAAUUAACAAGCAAACUUAUUACAGUUCCACCGUCAUCAGUUUGA